CUUCAGCUGUACUGUACUCUAGCCAUCUUUACUGAUUAACCCACCAACACCCCAGGACUCCAUCGUAAAAUCAACGCAAGCACAGCCGGCCCCUUCUCGCCGCCCUCUUGAACCCUCCCCUCCGUGGUCCCUACCAUCGUUUCCCCCCUACCCGCUUUCCUGCUGAGCCGGCGAGUGCCCAGAGACCAAGUGAAUCUGCAAGUGAAUUGCACAUUUGUGAGUUGCACACGCGCCAAAGAAGAGAAGAUUGCAAUGAUGUCGACACGCCACAGGCUGGGAGCAUUACAGCAUAAGACAAAUGCAGCAAUGUCUCUGAUGAUCCCAUGCGGGACAGGUCAAUAGGUCAUCCACCUGGAGUUUUUGAAUCUGCCGCCGCAAACUGUUUGCUGUCUGCUUACGGGUCUGGGCAUCAGCUGCACCCUACGGGACCUCGCCAACCUGCCUGAACCCUGUCCCAUCACACAUCCACCUGGAGUUUUUGAAUCUUGACAGCCGCUCCUUGACAGCCAUACUGAAUUAUAGCAGAGCUAUAACAAUUCGUGCUACUCUCACUAGUCGACCAUGUUUAAUUGAACAGUCGAUCCCUCCGGAAAGCGAGCACCUGUGGAAACCCUUCCAUAAUUUUCCAAGUGACGUCGCGACGCCUAUGCCUUCGGCCUUCGCAUAGUACCUCUACUCCAUAAGGUCGUAGGCUGUUACUGUCUAUUAAUGAGCCACUUUAACGCUGCCGGCGACCUCACAGACCUGCUCACAGACGAGCGCGACAUCCCACCGCCUUAAAGGUUUAUUUUGUGAUGCUAUUUAAGGUGAAGCACAUCACGAUGCAGGGCGCCAGCGCUGUGCUCGACCAGAAUAUCCAGCAGCUUAAGCCGGGGCAGCAGCAGAUCGUGCAGCAGCUGCAGCAGGGACAGCAGCAGCUGAAGCAGGGACUGCAGCAGCUGCAGCAGGGACAGCAGCAGCUGCAGAAGGGGCAGCAGCAGAUGCAGCAGCAGAUGCAGGAGAUGCUGCAGGGACAACAGCAGAUGCAGCAGCAGUUGCAGCAGCUGCUACAGCAGGGACAGCAGCAGGGGCAGAAGCAGCAGGGGCCCCAGACGCGCCGGCAGACUGCAAAGGCACGCGAAAUGGCUGCGCGCGCUGUGAAUUCUACCCAGCCGAUUGCCGUGCGCCUGCUGCCGUAAGUGUCAAUCACCGCGGGCGCCCUGUGCAAGGUAGGUCGGUGAUACCUCGCUGGCUGGCUGGCUGGGUGGUGAUCGAUUGGCACAUCGGGGUGAAAGUGGCACAAGUAGGGAAGAAAGCUCUGCUGUUGAGGAGAGUGGCGGCGACUGAGCUACCGAGCGAGGUGACUGGCACGGCGUGGAUUGGGUGCAGCUGGCUACCGGACAUUGGCACACUACCUUACCGGACAUUGCUUCAAAGCUACCGGACAUUGCUUGAAACCUACCGGACAAUGCUUGAAACCUACCGGACAAUCGUGCACCACCCUACCGGACAUUGGUGCGCGACCUUACCGGACAAUGUCUGAAAGCGCCGGACUCUACUUUACCGGACGAAUUGUCCCCUUAUUAAAUCGCAUUGUCCGGUAACCGAUUAGCCUGAAUGUUCGGUAACAGAUGACCGUAUUGUCCGGCGGUACGAUUGGAUGGGGGUAGAGUGUGGGCUCCUCCUGCUCCUCUUAUUACUUGCUGCAUAACGAUGAGCACACCGUCUGCAUGCAUGCAUGCGUGCGUGUGUGUGUGUGUGUGUGUGUGUGUGUGUGUGUGUGUGUGUGUGCGUGUGCGUGUGUGUAAUGUUAUUACCACCAAGGGGAGUCGGGCCACCCGCCGCACGCACGCACGGUGGUUCAUUGGUUGUAAGCAUUCUAGCAUCACAUCCCUGCUGCGCGCUGCUUGCCCGAUUCCCAGAUAGAUGCCUGCAUGCAUGUGACCCGCCGUAACCCGCAGGUACACACGCACACACAGUGCCGCGGUGCUGCCCCCGCUGCUAGCUGCGUGCGUGCGGGUGCUGGUGCUGGCCACGCUGCUGCUUGGCUGUAUUGGAUGACUCUCGUACAUGGGCGACAUUCACUUGCUGCUAGAUAGCAGCGCUUGCGAUAGCUGGCUGCGGCGCCGUCGCCCGUCAUCGUCAUCUAUUGAUUUCUGUCCGCUAGCGUCAGCAGUAGAGCGUGCGGUAGAUGAGUGGGUCGCCAUGCAUCGGCUGGCAGCCGAGGUAGGGUCGAAAUCAACCCGGGUUCACUUCAGUUUGGGGCACCGUCCCAAAACUGCACAACCUUUGGACCUGUGUUUAGUCGUGGUAGUACAGUCCGACGUGGAAACCAACCUUACCUACCCCCCACAAUUCGCCUGUCGUGUCAGAUUCACCGUCCGACAGUACUACCACUGCCGUACGGCCCUUCCCGUGCGGGGGGUCAUAGGGGUGGGCAGGGGGGUCCCCAUGGCCAAACUGGUGUCCCCUGAGUCCCCCACGCUGUCAGCCCCUCCGUGCAUGUAGUAAUGACUUGCUGGUCAAGUGGGAGGGCGGUCCGCGCUCGCCUGAGGUCGAAAUGGGCGGGUUUUGGCCCGCCAGCCAUGCGCCCGAUGGGCGCGUGUCUGUCCGAUUGGGCCAAAGUGUGCUGGAGAGAGCAGUAACUCACUCAGUAUGUUAUUUAGAUACCCAAUGUUGCAUUGGAAUGUAUCCCGGGGCAAAAUGUGAGGCUCUGCCGACCGGCAAUUUCGCGACCGAGGUCCCUCGAGGAGCCAUUUUUCAAACCGUGAUUGAUGCCGUGUCUACUUUCAGCUAUAAGAAUGGGAAUUCAAGGCUUUGCGAGGGCUAAGAACAGCUCUUCGUGCACAAUGUCGGGGCAUGUCGCUGCAUUUCGCGAGCUCGGCGAGCGGGGAGGCCGCGCCAGGGCUUAAAACAACAAGUCAUAACAUACAUAUGUCAUGUAGAAGCCUUAGGCAAGGUUUGGUCUUUGGACGGUGCGGCGUGUAUGGGCACGCCCCGAGUGAACCCGGGUUGGUCGAAAUGCAGCUUGAUUGCGCCUGCCGCCCGCCGCUGAAACAAGCGGGGGGUAUGCAUGUCGCCUUGCAUGUGCGUGGCGGCGAUGGGGUUUUGCUAGCGAGCUAGCUAGGCGCAACAAGUGCAGCGGCGAUAGAUGGACGGAGGUGGGGCUCGGUUGGUGGCUCCUCAUCAGCCUGCACGUGCCCGUGCAAUGCACAUACACGCACGAGAUAGAAGCGAUAGAUGGCGUUGAGGUUAGUUGCAGCAAAGCAACACCUGUAUGUGUGACUAUUUGUAUUCGGGCAGCAGUCGGAAGUCGGCGGCGGGCAGGCUCAUGCGGGCAACCUGGCCUUGCUUGAGAAGUUCCGGGCGGCGUCAGAAAUGGCAGUAAUGCUGUCGCUCAUGGAUGGAUGGAUGAGUGGGCCGGCACGCACCAUGCGCCUUCCGUUUCAAUGGAUGGCACACCA
Messenger RNA from Chlamydomonas reinhardtii, 3443 nucleotides. RefSeq lists its product as uncharacterized. The coding region runs from base 795 to 1178 and encodes 127 amino acids. The record is from RefSeq and is a predicted model, not a curated record. Lineage: Eukaryota; Viridiplantae; Chlorophyta; Chlorophyceae; Chlamydomonadales; Chlamydomonadaceae. The transcript is spliced from 2 exons.